UCAUACACGAGGUAACUCACUGUUCUUUACACGAUUAAAGGCAUUUGAAAACAAAGAGAUGAAACAUUUAAAAUGGAUUAUAAAAACAAUAAAAAUGACAACUAAAACCACAUACAGUGGAAGUAAUGUGAUCAAAAAGUGGAUAUAUUCUAAAAAGCAUGAGGAAAAAGGAAGUUUUCAAACUGGAUUUAAAAACAUUCACAGUUGGUGCUGACUAGUAGUAGCAGAACUUUAAAAUGCAUUCUGAAGGUGACUGGAAGCUGGUACAAGGACUUUAGGAUUGGAGUUAUACCGCUUUGUUUUGGUCAGAACGUGAACUGCAGCAUUCUGAAUGAGCUGCAGCUGUUUAAUACUCUUUUGGGGGAGUUAAUGUUUUUGCUAAAAUAUCAAAAUUGCAAAAUGUCUUUCAAUAACAUUGAGGUAUGAAGGUGUUUUUUUUUUUUAAAAAAAACAAGCCCACUUUUUAAGUAAAUUGCAUAUGUAUAUAUAUAUUUUUUUUACUGGCUUCUGAUUUCAAAACUUAGAAUCCAACAAUUUGUUAUUUAUAUGGGAUAAUACAUUGCAGGAUGAUCAUACGCAUAUUUGGAAUCAUAGUCAAAACACCCCUCGGAGCGAAAACUACGAUAUAGCAGAAUUGCGAUUAAAAUGACUGUGACAUCUCUGUACUGUUGAUAAUAAAGAUCAAGAAGAUUAGCUGUCAUUUUUUAACAUACUUGAAACCUUUUUUUUUUGUGGAGUACGUGAGUACUACAAGUCCAAACUCACCCAGACUAUCUCUCCAAUGGCCCCCAGGUAAAUUCAGUUUGAGAUCUCUGAUGUAGAUGGAUGAAUAGUGACGUUAUAGUGUAUUAAUUUUUAAUCAAUGUCGAGUUGAGGGGAAAAUAGUAUUGUAGGAAUUAGUCACUUUUUUUUUUGACUUUUCAGUUUUCGCGUUGAGUCUAUUUUAGUAGCAGUGCAAGGGGUUGGAUGCGCAUAAUGUCAUUGCACCCUGCCAAAGGAGAUAAUGGGACUGUGGGAAUGGGGCGUGCACACGCGUGCACACGGACACAAUUGCAGGCGGCCGAUUAGUGGACUCCCGCGCAGCCAGUCAGAGCGCCUCAGCAGCCGGGGGAGGCUGAGGGAUGCUGCCGGUGGUGGUGGGUGGAGGGUGUCGGUGGCGGGGCGGGGGGCGAGGCUGCGCAACAGUCCCAGUCUUGCGACAUCCUCUCCCGAGACGGCACGCGCCGCGUUCCGGACCGGAAUCAGCGGGACGAGCCACGGAAAGCGUAGCUUUUUCAGAACUUUGAACCUGCCAUGCGGCUUAACUUUGGAGCCGACGGUCGGGGCGCUGUUUUCGAGAGGUGAUCGACGUCCAAGAUUGUCAACAUGUGGCAGCCGAAAUCAUAACUUAUUUGCCCCCGCUCUCAGUGAUGGAAUGAAGACGAAGGCCAGCAUGGAUGAUAAGUCCAGCAAGCUGAUCCUGGUUCCGAUCCUGGCUGUGCUUUUUGUCACGAUAGGCUACCAGUACAUGUGUCCCGCCGGCAGCCAUUCGUGUCCGCUGAAAAACGGAGACGCGCCGCGCGGAGUGAGCCUGCUCUCCGCCGGGUACCUGCAGGACGGGGACGAUUUCGGGGACCAGGACUUGGAGGACGACAACCCCGCCAAAGCGCCGUCCCAGUUCAACUUUACCCAGCGGGACUUGGACCGGCGCGUGGAGUUCAACAUGAAAGGGGACGACGUGAUCGUGUUCUUGCACAUCCAGAAGACCGGCGGCACCACGUUCGGCCGCCACCUGGUGAGGAAUAUCCGCCUGGAGCAGCCUUGCGACUGCAAGGCCGGCCAGAAGAAGUGCACCUGCCACCGGCCGGGCAAGGACGAGUCGUGGCUCUUCUCCCGCUUCUCGACCGGAUGGAGCUGCGGUCUGCACGCCGACUGGACCGAGCUGACCAACUGCGUGCCCGUCAUCAUGGAUAAGAAGGAGGUCCAGAGGAAUAAAAGGAACUUCUACUACAUCACCAUGCUGCGCGACCCGGUCUCCCGCUACCUGAGCGAGUGGAAGCACGUCCAGCGAGGUGCCACGUGGAAGACGGCCCUGCACAUGUGCGACGGACGCUCGCCCACCCAGGACGAGCUGCCCACCUGCUACAACGGCGAGGACUGGUCGGGCGUCAGCCUCACCGACUUCAUGCGCUGCCCCUCCAACCUGGCCAACAACCGACAAGUGCGCAUGCUGUCCGACCUGAGCCUGGUGGGCUGCUACAACUUGUCCUCCAUGAACGAGAGCCAGCGCGACCACAUCCUGCUGAGCAGCGCCAUGAGCAACCUGAAGAACAUGGCUUUCUACGGCCUGACCGAGUUCCAGCGCAAGACGCAGUACCUGUUCGAGCGGACGUUCAGCCUGCGCUUCAUCUCGCCCUUCACGCAGAUCAACAGCACGCGCGCCGCCAACGUGGACCUGAGCGAACCCGUGCGCCGACGCAUCGAGGACCUCAACUUCCUGGACGUGCAGCUGUACGACUACGCCAAGGACCUGUUCCUGCAGCGUUUCCAGUUCAGCCGGCAGAGGGAGCGCCGCGAGGUGCGCUUGAAGAGGCGCGAGGAGCGGCGUUGGAUACGCGAGCGGCAGCAGGCUCGGCCGUGGCCGCCCGGACGCGGCGAGGGAGCUUCGAGAAGCCUCUCGGAGAAAGACGACAAUGAGCUUGCGAGCACCACUGAGGACUACACGAGCCAAGUAGCUCGCUGGUGAAGCCAAAAAAACGCAAACUCACCGUCUUCAUACGCUACGCACAAAAAGUCGGGGAUGGUCGGGUUUUGGGUGAAAUUUCAGGAGUGAGAAUCCAUUAUAUACGUGAACUUCGGUUGACCCUCUCGAAACUUUUGAAUGUCCAAUUCUUUGAUUUUUAUCUUCUUUUACGAUCGUAUACUAUUCUCUAACAAAGACAAAUGAAGCAAAAUUCACAUCCAUUCAUGAAUUUAUCCAAUUUUAUGCCUUUCAGUAACUCUUCCAAUCUCCCUCCAUCUGUGUUGUUGCCUGCUGAUGACGGACUGGCUGUGUUCAGGAACCAAUUGCGAGCCAUUUUGUAUAUAGGGAACUAUGAAGUGGCUAGGUGAGUUUAUAGUGAGUUCUAACCCAGUCUCUCCAGACGUUUGACCCACGGUACAUAUUUUACAUGAGCAAAAUCUCACCGCACACUACUAAUAUCCAUCCAUCCAUCCAUCUAUUAUCUACCACUUUUCCGGGGUCGGGUCACGGGGGAAGUGGCUUCAGCAGGGAUACCCAGACUUCCCAUUCCCCAGCCACUUCUUCCAGCUCUUCCGGAGGGAUCCCGAGGCGUUCCCAAGCCAGCCGAGAGACAUAGUCUCUCCAGCGUGUCCUGGGUUGUCCUCGGGUUCUCUUUCCGGUGAGACCUCACCAGGAAUCAGAUGCCCGAGCCACCUCAUCUGGCUCCUCUCAAUGCGGAGGAGCAGCGGCUCGACACUGAGCCCCUCCCGGAUGACCAAACCCGUUCUCUAAAGGAGAGCCCGGACACCCUGCGGAGGAAACUAAUUUUGGACACUUAUAUCAGGGAUCUUGUUCUUUCGGUCACGACCCACAGCUCAUGCCCAUAGUUGAGGGUAGGAACGUAGAUCGACUGGUAAAUUGAGAGCUUUGCCUUUCAACUUAGCUCCCUCUUUACCACAACGGACCGCAUCACUGCAGACCCGCUAGGUUCUUCCCUCACUCGACAACAAGACCUCAAGAUACUAAAACUCCUCCACUACUAAUAUACACAAGUCCAUUAUGUACCUUCUGCCGUGGAAUGAAAGAGCAGUUAUUGUUCUGCCUGUCACCGCAUGUGACUCUCAUAGAUAGAUUGAUAAACAAAAUGAUACAUAAUUUGUGAAUAACUACUUUCAGGCCAAUUAAGUCAAAUUUGGUAAUUUCCCACGGCACACCUGACACGCACAAUAACGUUCCCUCGCGAUACGGUGGCUGGGAAUGAAUGAGCAAAGCUUAUCUACUGUAAAUAGUCUCCUCUAUUAAGAUUUAUUUACUUGUUCAAUAUUUAUUGCGGAAGGUCCUCCAGCUGACCUUCAUCCGCCGUGUUAUAAUUACACAAAAGGACUGACGUAGUCAGCGGUUGUCAAAAUAGCGUUCCAAAAGUGGCUUUGAAAUUUGACCGACGUGUGAAAUUCCCUUUUUUUGAAGCGCGGGACGGUCAUCGGUCGAUUUAUGGAUCCCGACACCCGGGGUGAAUUUUGCUUUCAAAGUUGGGCAUUCAAAAGAUCAAAGAAAAGGUCAACUUUACAGUACAUUCAACUGUAAAAGGUUAGCGUGUAUUUUGAGUUCUUUCUGAAAAAAAUAAUAAUAAUAAUUUCACCCGCAAGGCCAGCACCCCAAAACUAUUUAAGAGUAGUGUAUAUUCUCAUCGUCUCAUCUUUUAAUGUGUUCCUCAGCUUUUUCGAUGUGCACUCGUCUUAAUUUACAACAGUGGUUCUCAAACUGGAGUCGGGAGCUCGCGGGUCCGCGAAAUAAUUUGCCAUAAAUUAUUAUGUAGUGUCAUUUUUUUUUUUUUAAAGUGCAUAAUUACUGUACAUACGGGCACGGACGUGAUGGUAAAAUAAACUAACACGCUUCAUAAUUUACUCUCGCCUAGCUGAGCUUUGGGCGUAUAAAAAGCCCUCAUUUGACGUAUUGUCACAUAAAUCCGGCAUCCCCGCAUGAAUAAAAUCAAGUUGUUUUGUUUUAAACAAAAAGCAUUUCAUUACAGGACUAAACUCCUAUUUUUAAAUCACAAAAUGUGACCCCACCAAACAAAAAAAAUGUCACAAUCUGGGUCUGUUUAGUUGAACACAAUUAUUCUGCUGUACGAAUGGCAACGGGAAUUGAACCUGCUACCGUCUCAUUUUUCGCCGUCAUUUUCAAACCGUCCAUGCAGCCCUUUUCUUAGCCGCUUAUCCUCACUAGGGUCGCGGGAUUGCCGCAGCCUAUCCCAGCUGUCGACGGGCAAGAGGCGGGGGACACCCUGAACUGAUCGCCAGCCAAUCGCGGGGCACAUGGAGACAAACAGUCGCACUCACAAUAACACCUAGGGACAAUUUAGAGUGUCCAAUUAAUGUUUUUUGGGAUGUGGGAGGUUACCGGAGUGCCCGGAGAAAAACCGACGCAGGCUCGGGGAAACAUGCAAACUCCACACAGGCGGGUCCGGGAUCGAUCCCGGGUCCUCAGAACUGUGAGGCCAACACUUCACCAGCUAAUUCCACCGUGCCCCCCCCCAUUUUCAGACCAAAGGAAUCUUCGGGUCAACUCAAUAAAAUGCUUUAGAUUGCAAGAAUUUAUGUAUGAAACUCACUUGAUGAAAUAUGAGAUUCCCCCCUUUCUUAACUCAGAAUUUAAUAUCUCAUUAUUACGGCAUUACUAUAACUUGGAAAAAUUCCUGUAAAAUUAGGAUGACUAAACAUCUUUAAAUAUCUUAUCUCAUUUGCCGUCUUAUCUAAAUAUUAUUCUCAGAGCAAAAACCUUUUUUUUUCUCCAGAAACACUGAUUAACAACUUUUUCUAAAAAAAAAAAAAAAAAAAAAAAAAUUUGGUGACAUACAUGGGUACAUGUUAUUUAUUGCCAUAAUUCCUUGAAAUUUUUUUUGAAAGGGGUUCCUGGACCCCAAUUAGUUUGAGAACCUCUGCUUUCUAAGUGCGGCCCCUGCCUCGUGGUGCCCUUUUUUUUCUUAAUGUCUUAAAACUCUUCAAAUGCUGUGUUUUUAAUCAUUUCAUCGCUGCCUUGGUUCGUUUCUAGUGCAGCUUUUACUAGGGGGAAAAAAAACAAAUCGGAAAGCUGCUUUAUUUAAACGAGACAAAAAAAGUGAAUGUCAUCAAAAUCACUGAAACGUUUUUAAAAAAGUAAUUGUAGACAGUUGCAUGCCGCAUUCACACUUGCACAAGUAGUCUGCAAAGAAAAACGAGUUCAAUUAUGAUUAUUUUUUUGUUUGAAGUGAAUGAAAAGCGUUUUCUGAGGGCCGCUUUUAGUGCAUGAGGACUGAUUAUGUGUUUGAGUUGCAAUGUUCUUUUAUUUUCACAAGUGCAAUAACUUUAAUAAUUACAAAAAAAAUAUUGCUUUUUGGUGUAAAUUACAGCGGAACCUCUAAAGUCAAAAACAAUCUGUUCAGGAUUCCUGCUUGCCUUCCCAGUUCUGAUUUCAAAACAUAUUUUUCUGAUGAUAAGUGUGCAGUGUUAACAUUGCCAGCGAGGUUUGAAUGUAUCGCACUUCACCGAGCGCUCCACCUGAGUUUCUGGCUAAAGCCACGCCCCCUCACUAGUGAGGUCACAAAUCCAAAUCCAUGUCAUAACUGCUUUUGGAUAAUACAGGUUGCUCAGUUGAUGAUAUAUCACGUUUGUAUACAUUUUAGACCCUGUCUAGAGAAAACCUUUUUUUUUUUUUUUUGCAAGUUCACCUUUCAAAUACAGGGAAGAAAAUAAGUAUUAGAACACCCUUGCAAGUUCUCCCAUGUAGAAAUCAUGGAGGGGUCUGAAAUUUUCAUCGAAGGUGCAUGUCCACUGUGAGGGAGAUAAUCAAAAAAGAAAAAAAUCCAGAAAUCACAAUGUGCGAUUUUUUUUAAUGAUAUAUUUGUGUGAUACAGCUGCAAAUAAGUAUUUGAACACCAACGUCAAAGACCUGUUAGUCCGCCUUUAAAAGUCCACCUCCACUCCAUGUAUUAUCCUGAAUCACAUGCACCCAUGUGAGGUUGUUAGCUGCAUAAAGACACCUGUCCACCCCGUACGAUCAGCAAGACUCAAAUUUGUAACAUGGCCAAGACCAAAGAGCUGUCCAAAGACACCAGAGACAAAAUUGUACAACUCCAUGCGGCUGGAAAGGGAAAAGGUUUUAUGGUCAGAUGAGACCAAAAUGGAACUUUUGGGUCAUAAUUCCACUAACCGACAAAGACGACUGAUGAGUUCCAUCCCAAGAACACCAUCCCUACUGUGAAGCAUGGGGGUGGUAGUACGACACUUUGGGGGUGUUUUUCUGCACAUAGGACAGGACAACUGCUCUGUAUUAAGGAGAGGAUGACUGUGGCCAUGUAAUGUGAGAUUUUGGGGAACAAUCUCUUUCGCUCAGUCAGAGCAUUGACAUAACAACAUAAUGACCCGAAGCACACAGGAAAACCAAGGGGUGGCUCCGUAAGAAGCACAUCAAGGUUCUGGUGUGGCCUAGCCAGUCCCCAGACUUAAACCCAGUAGAAAAUCUUUGGAGGGAGCUGAAACUCUGUUUCUCAGCAACAGUCCAGGAACCUGUCUGAUCUAGAGAAGAUCCGUGUGGAGGAGUGGGGCAAAAUCCCUCCUGCAGUGUGUGCAAACCUGGUGAACAACAACAGGAAACAUUUGACCUCUGUAAUUGCAAACAAAGGCACUGUACUAAAUAUUAACAUUGGUUUUCUCAGGUGUUGAAAUACUUAUUUGCAGCUGUAUCACACAAAUAAAUCGCUAAAAACAUCGUACAUUGGGAUUUCUGGAUUUUUCUUUUUAGAUUAUCUAACAGAGGACAUGCACCUACGAUGAAAUUUUCAGACCCCUCCAUGAUUUCUAAGUGGGAGAACUUCCAAUAUAGCAGGGUGUUCAAAUACUUAUGUCUUCACUGUAAUUAAUCACCGUUUUGUAGUUGAAACUUCAGUUGGUUACUGAGCUGUGAAGUCAUAAAUAUACAUUGCACCUUUUUUUUCUGGAGUCAAAUUAUCAACACGUUUUCCUUUGGAGGUUCCGCUGUAGCGAAUGCGCUGUUGCUCUAAGAAAAAUAAAAAUAUGCUAGCUAGUCCCGCACCGCAGGGAAACCUUGGAAGUACAGUAUUAAAAAUGUCUACGCUUGUGUUAUGCCAUUAUUGUUUCCUGAUGUGACACAUGAACACACGAAGAUGAAAGCAGCGUUAUUGUUUAAUCUUUUCGCGGGCUUAUCUCGUAUUCCGCUAAAAGGCCCGGCCGCGCGCGCACGCCUAUCAUCACGUCCUCUAAUUUUCCCGUGUAACAACGUUGUCUCUCUUUUGUUUCUUUUGAUUGCAGUUCUAAAAUACCUCAAUGCCUUGUCCCCAUCGUUAAUAUUUUUUUUCUCCCAUUCAUCCAUUCGCAACAACAGUAUAUGUGUUUGAAGAGCGCAGACGACGCGAGCACGCCGGACGUUCAUUAGCAUUUCCGCGCCGUCGGCCCGGCUCGGAACAGACCCGCUCCGGCGGCGACCUUCCGCGUUACAGUAGAAAAUGUCAUCUUUAAAAAAAAAAAAAAAAAAAAAAGAAAGGAAAAAAAAAAUUGCAUUCAUGAAUAUUUCAUUUCGUCGUCGAUGGUGUCGCUUUUUGCGGUUGAAAUGAAGCUUUCGGUGCUGUGACGAGCAGCAGGAGUGAGAGGACAGAUGGGAGCGCGGUAUGUGCCAUACUCGGCGGACCGGACCACUUGCAGUACACGACAUGGACCGCUUACGUAAGGAAACCCUAAUGAGAGUGGAACACUGAUGACAUUGUUUUUGAAUGCGUUUGAAGUGAGGCAAUAAUGCUGUUGUGACGGUUGGUUAUUACAUUAUGUCAAACCCUACAAGUGUGUAUGACACGUGUCAAUGGCGUAAAGAGUAGAUAUGAAAAGUCUACACACCCCCUGUUUGAAUGCCAGUUUUUUUUUGUGGUGUACAAACGUGAAACAAGAUGAAUCCUUUCGAAACUUUUUCCAUCAUUGAUGGACGGAAGCGUAUGACUGCCACGCCAAAAAAUAAAAAAAAAAGAAGUCAUGUUUCAUAUUAUAAUGUCAAUUGUUUCACAUUAUAAUGUGGUUAAUUACAUGUUAUGAUGUGAAUCGUUUCACAUUUUCGUGUUAUAACGUAGAAAAUGUUAAAUUUCACCCGUCUUUAUCCAUUACACAUAAUGUGAAUCAUUUCAAAUAAUGUGAAUUGUUUCACAUUAUAACGUUGAUUUGUUUCAUGUUAUAACGUAGAUUCGUUUCACGUUAUAACGUAAAUUUGUUUCACAUAAUAACACAGAAAAUAUUAAAUAAAUUUCACCCUUCUUUACCAUUACACAUUAUCAUGUGAAUCAUUUCACAUUAUAACGUAGAUUCGUUUCACAUUAUAACGUAGAUUUGUUUCACGUUAUAACGUAGAUUCGUUUCACAUAACGUACAAAAUAAUAAAUCAAUUUCACCCCUUUAUCCACUACAUAUUAUAAUGUGAAUCGUUUGACAUUAUAAUGUGAAUCGUUUCACGUUAUAAUGUAGAUUCUUUUCACAUAACGUGGAUUCGUUCCACAUCAUAACAUAGAAAAUAUGAAAUAAAUUUCACCCCUCUUUACCCAUUACAUGUUAUAAUGUAAAUCGUUUCACAUUAUAUUGUGGUUAAUUACAGGUUAUAACGUGAAUCGUUUCACAUUAUGAUGUGAAUCGUUUUACGUUGUAACAAAGAUUCGUUUCACAUAACGGAAAUUAAUUUCACAUAAUGGAGAUUCGUUUCAUAACAUAGAAAAUAUUAAAUAAAUAAAGUUCACCCCUCUUUGCCCAUUACACAUUAUAAUGUGAAUCGUUUCACAUUAUAGUGUGGUUAGUAACACGUUAUAAUGUCAGUCAUUUCACUUUAUAAUGUGAAUCGUUUCACGUUAUAACGUAGUUUCAUUUCACAUAAUAACGUACGUUCGUUUCACAUAACGUAGAAAAUAUUAAAUAAAUAAAUUUCACCCCUCUUUACCCAUUGCACAUUUUAAUGUGAAUCGUUUCACAUUAUAAUGUGAAUGGUUUCACGUUAUAAUGUAGAUUCGUUUGACAUGAUGUAGAUUUGUUCCACAUAAUGUUGAUUCGUUUCAUAUAACGUAGAAUAUAAUAAUUUCACCCCUCUUUACCCAUUACACAUUAUAAUGUGAAAAUGAUUUACAUUAUAACAUAUAGUUAACCACAUUAUAAUGUGAAACC
Syngnathoides biaculeatus (alligator pipefish) is the source of this 9885-nucleotide messenger RNA. RefSeq names its product heparan sulfate 6-O-sulfotransferase 3b (gene hs6st3b). Bases 1004 to 2725 code for a protein of 573 amino acids. The record is from RefSeq and is a predicted model, not a curated record. The transcript is spliced from 2 exons. Gene Ontology annotation, cellular component: membrane. Gene Ontology annotation, molecular function: heparan sulfate 6-sulfotransferase activity. Lineage: Eukaryota; Metazoa; Chordata; Actinopteri; Syngnathiformes; Syngnathidae.